Molecule: messenger RNA, 1926 nt
Organism: Cuscuta campestris
Lineage: Eukaryota; Viridiplantae; Streptophyta; Magnoliopsida; Solanales; Convolvulaceae
Source: the annotation of a GenBank genome assembly
CGCACUUGAUCUCUAAAACCCUAAUGUUUUUACACAGCUAGGGAUUUAGCAGCACUUUAGCCUCGACCCGAGUCUCCUAAAACUCUGUGGUGGCCAUGGCGUCUGCGCUGAUUGAAUCCAAGGAUUUUGGCGGCUUUCUUGGUAAAAAUUAUCAAUCUGCACUGGACAGAUCAAUCCAAGAAUUCUUGGACUCUUCCGGCGAUCCCAAUUCCGAAAAGUUUCAAUCUUUGAGCUCGAACUUUCAAGAACUGCUUCAGUGUAAACUCAACCCCCCUCUAGAAACGAUCUGGUUUUGUUCUGCCUUAGACUUCCGGAGCUCCGGUUCCGAGGAAACCGAUCGGCCUUCGAAGCGGUUGGCAUCCAUAAAAGAUUUGUUUCAGCUCAUUGUUGCUCGUUCCCUUUCAUCUAAUUCAUGGAGGAGCAUUGUGUUGAUUGCUCCAGUGAUUUAUGAACUGUUUCGUUUUAUCUCUGAUCUUAAUAGCCUUGAGCUGAAAUCUAAGAAGCAGAAGAAACUUUUAGAAGAGGUUAAGGAUUUUGUUGGUUCGAUUCUUGGGUAUGUUAACAUAUGUUCUGAGGGACUAGCUGGCAAGUUUGAUGCCACGGAGGGCCUUAUUAGGCCGGUAGUGGAUUUAGUUGAUGCUUGGAUGGGGAAUGUUGGAGAGAGCCAUGCUGGUUUGAGACAAUUUUUCCCACUUUUAAGUGAUAGUUCUGUGGAAUCGAUUAAUGCUGGAGAGUUGCAACUGACUGAGCUGGCAGGUCUGGUGAUUGCAGAAGCAUUUUUGUUGAAGUUGUGCUUUGAUUUGAAAGAAUGUAGUUCAAGAAAAGAGGUGGAGAGUGAGAUGAGGUCAUGGAUUUCGUGUUCUAUAACUGUUCUUCGGAACCCCUUCUUUCAUGGAACCCUUCUGUUGAUGCUUCUGGAGGCAUCUUUACCAACGGUGGCUUCGCUACUGAGCUCCGAGGACGAAGUGUUUCUUAGGGAACUUUUGUAUGAUGCCAUGAUUUUAGUGGACUAUUCUUUCCUUAAUCCUAAACAAAUGGCACAACUGUCAUCCAUGUGUGUUAGAAGCAUUUCCAUGGCAAGAUUGAUGGUGACUAGCGAAGCCAUACAGAUGUAUAGGAAAAAUGGGAACCAUAAGAAGGCAGUCUCUUAUUCAAGGGCCUUUUCUGGCUCUACUUUACCUUCUCAAAUAAUUAAAAUGGUGAGAGAAGAAGGGAUCACGAGCGAACCCAAUGGUUCAUCCCCUGCUGCUUUGUUAAAAUGGAUCCUUAAUGUAGAAAACAGUGGGGCAAGACUUUUCGACGCCAACAUCUCAAAAAUAUGUGCCAAGCUAGCAAUAGAUGAGGAUGAUAAUAAUGAAGACACAAAGCAGACUGGUGAAGCAGAUGCAGAGGAAGAAGAUCUCUUCUACAUUGAUACCAAAGGUGAAGAAGACAAUGGGAGCGGUGGGCAUGAUGAGGAUGAGGAGGUUGAAGAGAUGAAGGAAUCCAUGAGUGCUGCCUUCCUUGCUGCUGCUCAGUCAAUGCACAGUUCAGAACACAAACGGAAGAGAACAGGCUCGGAUGCCGAGAAAGUGAAGCUCCUCAAGAAACCCAACUUGUGUGACGAAUCGAAGACAGUUCUGCAGAAAGAUGGUCCAGAGAGUGAUGUUGAGGGAUCAUCAUCAUCAUCUUCUUCUUCUUCUUCUUUUUCUUCUUCAGAUGAUGAUGAUGAAGAUGAUUGAAGAUCAUCAUCAUCUUCUCUUUAUGUGGGUAAAGAAUUGAUCAAUGACAUGAUUGUUUAAUCUAUAUAUGAACCUCUUUGAUGUCUUGUUUCUUGAUUUGUUAUGGAGCUGCAAUUGUAAGAUUCUGAAUUCAGAACUCUGCAGUUUUAAGGGGUGACAGGAUGUGGGCAUCAUACCACAUCUGUCAUAAACAUGCUUCUUUCUG